Molecule: messenger RNA, 1920 nt
Organism: Aspergillus pseudoviridinutans
Lineage: Eukaryota; Fungi; Ascomycota; Eurotiomycetes; Eurotiales; Aspergillaceae
Exons: 6
Coding region: 1-1920 (639 amino acids)
Source: RefSeq, a predicted model, not a curated record
AUGGCAGGACGAGGCGUAUCAACUUUCGACCAGACAAUUAAUCUGGAUGACCAUGACAACUCCGAGUUAACUCGAGCGGUUCUCCCACGCACUGAAGGGAAGUACGAUCGGGCUCUUUGCAGAUUUGACAAAUUCCUUGCUCUGCAUCCAACAGCCGUGUCUCCGCCUGAUAUUAGAUCCUACAAAGGGUUUCUGGAAUUCGUGGCUAAAAAUAUGAAGGGGCGACUUGGAAGCAAGGGACCGCCGACAGUGGAAACCGUUGAUGGGUUUCGUAGAGAUUUUGAGGCUGGGCUACUUCUACGACGAGGCUACAAUAUGCCGGAAACCAUCUCUACGACCGUCCGAGAGUGGAUAAAGCAAGGUCUGAAAGAAAAAGUAGGCCUUUGUGAGGAGGAGAUGGACAAAGAUGGCCUCUCACCAAAUGAUCUCACCAUUCUCAUGACUCAACUGUGGUGUCGAGAUUUUAAAGAGUACAGGGGAACAUGUCCCGAUCGAACAAGAGUGCAGCUGAGUGCAGCGAUUCUCAUCUACUGUUUCACAUCAGCGCGGUCCGGAGAAGUGCAUGAGUCGACCGCUCGGCGGGACUUAUCCAGGAAAGAGAAACACGAAGGGGAGGAUGAGGAUAUCGGAGCGCACGCGAUAGCAGCAUGCUACAAGCACUUUAUCCUCACAAUUGAAUUGGUGGACGGUGUAAGAAUGCUCGUUCUGACAUACUCUCGAGUCUACGUGAAGGGAUACUGGAAGAAGAAAAGGUGGGAGCUUCCGAUCCAUGCAUUCUAUGAGAUCUAUCGAGAGGAGCUCCCGCUUUUUUUCAACUUCCUCAUGUUUUUUAUUCCUAUGGCUUCCGCUGACAGGGCCUUUCGUGACUAUGAGUCAGCCCAGGAGAUCCUCGACACGGUAGAAUCUAUAGCGUGCGGGCCUGAAGAAAAGGUUAUCACAACUAUCGAAUUCAAGCCGGAGGUCUUGGAUGUUCCAGUCUUUCGCCCUUACGACGAACAGGAUAUUAAACUCUCCACAGGGAGGUCUCGGGGAGCAGAUGCUUUUGGGAAGGAGUUUGCGGAGCUAGGCCACAGGAGUGGAUAUACUCGUAAUGUUACCGGUCGUGCUUGUCGGCGCUGGGCCUUGAUGGAAGCAGAUAAGAAUCAUUCCGUGACUGCAAGAAUGAAAUAUGCUGGCCACAUCCGUCAAGAUACAUUUGGCAGAUCGUAUGCACACCCGCUAAGCGAAGUUGAUGGACCAGCAACAUAUCUUGGAGUUUCAACACGACAUGAGCAUAUUCAAAAUAGACGAAGCAUGGGAAUGUACCGCCAUCCACAGCUGUGGCAAUCCUUGCCAGCCAAAGCCGAAUUCGAGUUCCAAGAGCGGAGCGACAUAAUUUCUCUCGACAACUCCAUGCAACAACUCAGCAAACAACUAUUAGGCUUGCAGAGCCCUGAGGAGAAGCGGCAGAUUCAGCUACAACAACACCGCAUCUAUAAUCAAAAGCAAAGUCUAUAUUCGGAAGAGCUUCGUCGGAUACAAAAAGCUCAACCGAGACGGUCCACAACCCAAGUGGGUACCAUCCACGAGCAGACGUUUUUUCAUUAUGUCAGAAGAGUAAUGCCGGAGCGGGACAGGCUUGCUCAAAUUCUACCCCUAAGUGGGACGCUGCGGAGCGAUACUGGCCGUGAGGCCCUUAAGGCUCUAGAAGUCCUUUGCACGCGCGAAAGCUCUGUUGCGUACAGGUCUGGGAUGAGACCCGUCAAUGGAAAAUGCGUCUGUGGAAUGCCGAUGCAAAGCAUCGGGUAUCCCAAAUGGGAGAAAACUGUCAUGCAGAAUAUUGCUUCGAGUGCGACCUAUGGAUUCAAGGCGUCCAGGAAUGGUCUUAUCACUGUCAGCGUCAUCUGGAUAGGUCAGAGGACCUGCUUCGGUGCGAUCUGA